Aspergillus japonicus CBS 114.51 is the source of this 1445-nucleotide messenger RNA. RefSeq names its product FAD-dependent oxidoreductase. Gene Ontology annotation, molecular function: FAD binding. The transcript is spliced from 3 exons. The coding region runs from base 1 to 1365 and encodes 454 amino acids. The record is from RefSeq and is a predicted model, not a curated record. NCBI's taxonomy places the organism in Eukaryota, Fungi, Ascomycota, Eurotiomycetes, Eurotiales, Aspergillaceae.
AUGACGGGAGACUUCAAGGUCCUGAUCGCCGGCGGCAGCCUUGUAGGCCUGACCCUGGCCAUCAGUCUGGAGCGCGCCGGGAUCGACUACGAGCUCUUCGAAAAAGAGGACUUCGCCCCUCAGCUAGGCGCCUCCAUCGGCUUUUACCCGCAAUCCAAUCAGUUGAUGGAUCAAUUGGGUAUUUGGUCUGACAUUGAGAAAGUCGUGGUCCCGUUGCGGGAGCGGUAUCACUUCGACGAGACCGGGUACUGCAUGGAGACAUCUAUUGCUCUGCAGUACCUUCAACACUACUUGAAAUAUCCGACUAUGUUCAUGGAGCGCAGCGAGAUGCUGCGGAUUCUCCACAACCACAUUGCAGAUCCCAGGAAGCUGCACAGCCAGAGCUCCGUCGUUGCGUACGAAGAGACCCCGGAUGGAAUUAUCGUGACGACAGUCGAUGGCCAGACGUUCCAGGGGAGUAUCCUGAUUGGAGCCGAUGGGGUCCAUAGCCGCGUCCGGCAGCUCAUGGCCGAUAGGAUCCCAUUCACAAGUGAAUAUAAGUGCCUCUUCGCGGUCUCGCGCAACGACCCGGCAACCCCUUUCCUCCCCAACGGGACCGUCCACAACGUCUACCACCAGGAUCACUCCGCAUUAGCCGCCACGGGCGUCCCAGGCCUCGUCUUCUGGUUCCUCUUCAUCAGAACACCCAUCACGCGAACGCCCCACUGUCCGCGGUACACCGACGCGGACGCGGACGCCUUGGCUCACGAACACGGCCACGUCGCCCCGGGACCGGGCUACACCAUCCGGGAUCUGUGGACCGCCCGCGUGAAGGGGUCUCUGGUUUCACUGGAAGAAGGCAUCGUCUCGCAGUGGAGCUACGGUCGUGUCCUGCUGCUCGGCGACGCGGCGCACAAGGUUACCCCCAAUGCGGGCUUCGGCGGCAAUCUCGCCCUCGAAGGUGUCGCACAUCUCACCAACGCCCUAGUCGCAUUACUGCGGGACUCCUCCUCGGGUGCGGCCCCGACGAUCGUCCAGCUCGCGGCGCUGUUUGCGGAGUUUGACCGGAACCACCGUCCGCGGGCGACGACGGUCCUGGGAUUGUCGGCGACGAUCACGCGGUACGAGGCCCAGCAGACGGGGAUCCUGCGCUUCGCCGCCCGGUACCUGUCGCCUGUGGUUCCGGAUCGGUGGAAGGCAGCGCUGUUUGUCCGCUUUGCGUCGGGAGCACCAAGGUUGGAGUUCUUACCGGUCAAGACGGUGGCAGCGGUGGAGGUUGAUGUUGAAGGAAGUGUCCGAGAGGGAGGGGGAACGGGCAAGGCGUGGUUGGCUGUUGGGCUGGUCGGUGCGGUCGUCGCAGUUGGGUUGGCUAGAUUUCGGAAGUAAACUGCUGCGCCUGCUAUACCUAUUUAGAAUACAGAUAUCAAGUGGUAGUGAGGGCCUAGAACCUGGAGAAAGGGUAUGUG